Molecule: messenger RNA, 1602 nt
Organism: Cladophialophora yegresii CBS 114405
Lineage: Eukaryota; Fungi; Ascomycota; Eurotiomycetes; Chaetothyriales; Herpotrichiellaceae
Exons: 8
Coding region: 1-1602 (533 amino acids)
Biological process (GO): transmembrane transport
Cellular component (GO): membrane
Molecular function (GO): transmembrane transporter activity
Source: RefSeq, a predicted model, not a curated record
AUGGACACAGAGAAAGACGAUAACGUCGGCUUGAGCAGCGAUGAGAGUCGGCUCAUCAGCCUCGGCCACAAACCGGAGCUCAAACGAAGAUACAACUUUUGGAGUCUGAUGGCAUAUCAGACGACGAUAUUAUGCUCUUGGUCGUGCAACGUGGUAUUAUAUUAUUACGUCUUUACGCUGGGCGGCCCGGUCUGCUUCGUCUGGGGAACCGUCGUCGUUACGAUCGGGCAGCUCUUGGUUAUGGCUUCACUGGCCGAGUACUGCUCCAUUUGGCCUACGGCAGGUGGACAGCAGUUCUAUACUCAGAUUGUCGCCCCUGAAAAGUCCCGCCGGUUCCUGUCGUAUCUUGUUGGGUGGUGCGUUCUGGUGGGCGAGAUCUCAACCUCGAGUUCUUGCGCCUUGAACAGUGCGGAAAUCGUGGCGGCACUCGUUGAAAUUAUUCAUCCCAAUGUAGAGUGGAAGCCAUACAUGACCUGGCUCAUCUACUCCGGAUUCCUAGUCGCGCCGGCUGUGUCGAAUUUGCUUCCGAAAUACCUCCCAGCUCUGCAACUAUUUGGUGCUUUCUUCAACAUUUCGAAUGCACUGAUCUGGGCUAUAGUCUUCUUGGUGCUCGCGGACAAGAACAGUUCCAAGUUUGUCUUCACUGAGUUUCUCAACACCUCAGGCUGGGGUCCCAAGGGCUGGGUGUUUAUUCUGAGCAUGUACGUGCCGAUCUAUGGUCUUUACGGCACGGACGGCGUGAUGCACUUAACCGAGGAGAUGAAGAACGCCUCGCGCGAUGCUCCGCGAGUCAUGGUCUGGUCCAUGGUAUGGGCAGGAGUCACUGCCUGGCUUUCAGCAAUUGUCAUGUGCUACACAGUCGGCCCCAAUUGGGAAAGUUAUCUGGAAGCCACCUCAUCUUACGUGGCAUGGUUCAUGGACGUCUUGGACUCUACGUAUGGGGGUGGCAUAUGGGUGGCAAUCAUGAUGAUGGGACUGAACUAUCUCAUCAUCGUCAACAUGAACACGGCGGGAUCGAGACUCGCUUGGUCCAUGGCGCGCGACAGAGCGUUCCCGUGGUCGGAUUAUUUUGCUCAGGUCAACAAGCGUUUCGAAAUGCCUUUACGAGCAUUGAUGGGCUUCAUCGUGCUCAACCUGCUCACAGGCCUCCUUGUCCUCGGGAGCCAGCUUGCAUUCUAUGCCAUCAUCUCUGGCGGCGGCGUGGCUCUCCAAGUGUCAUACUGCAUUCCCAUCCUCUGUGUCGUUCUCAGGGGCCGCCAUCACCUACCACCGCGACCGCAUUUCGAUCUUGGCAGAUGGGGUUACGCAGUCAACAUCUCAAGCCUUCUCUGGAGUAUCAUCGUGAUCCUGUUUUAUAUCUUCCCACAAUAUGUCCCGGUGGCGGGUGCGAUCGCCAACAUGAACUGGGCCAUUGUGAUUCUGGCUGGCGUCGUGGUCUUCGCUGGAGUAUACUGGUUCUGGAAGGGACGAUACGAGUACUUGAUCUUCAGCAACUCCAUCAUUGAUGACAAUGUGGUGAUCCAUGGUGAGGCUGUGGUCAGUGGCAGGGACGCGGCUGCUACAUUCAGCCAGCCCCAAGGAGAGAAGAGAUCAGAGCUUUGA